AUGGAAUUCCCAACCUUGUCAAUGUACUACCCUGAACUCAUUUUAUCAACUCUUUGCUUCAUCCUCUUCCUUUUGCUUCUUGCCAACUGGUCAUUUGUUGGAAUGUCCCUUACUUUUCUUCUCAAUCUCCAUAAUCUUCCUGAAAAGUUCACUGAGCUUCUGGAGAGAAGCCAGCUGGGUACAAUUUCAGUGCACAGUUCGAAAAUGGACAUGGUGGCAACGACAAAUCCUGGAAAUGUCCACCAUGUGAUGAGCAAAAACUUCUGGAAUUACCCCAAAGGCCCGGCGUUUCAACAACUGUUUGAUGCUCUCGGGGUUUCGCUCUUCACUUUGGACUUAGAGGACUGGAAGACUUACAGGAAACUCAUUCAUAAUUACUUUAUGCAUCCGCAGACUCAUCAGUUCAUGGCCAAGGUCAUCCCUGUGAAUAUAAAAAAAGGGUUGAUCCCAGUGCUCGAGCACGUCUCGAAACAAGAGAUUGUGGUGGAUUUGGAAGAUUUGUUCAAGAGAAAUUUGUAUGAUUUUGCGUGCAUAAUGUCUACAGGAUUCAACCCCAAGACGCUCUCUGUUGAGUUCCCUCAACAUCCUUUCUUUAAAGCCAUGGAUGACAUGUGUGAAGCCAUAUUUUACAGGCAUUUCAUGCCGGAAAGUUUAUGGAAGCUGAGCUGGGUGGGGAUUGGGAAAGAGAAGAAACUGAAUGCAGCAAGAGACACCCUACGUGAAAUUGUAACAAAAUACGUAUCAAUGAAGCGAGAGGAGCUUAAAACCAACAAGGACGAAGAAAAAUUCGAUUUCCUGCAGUGUUUUUUGACUGAACAUGAAGUGUUCGGCUCCGUAUUACACCCGGAAGAGAACAUAAGAGACAACGUCCUGGGCUUCAUUUUCGCUGCACAAGACACAACGAGUGCAACGCUAACUUGGUUCUUCUGGCUGCUUUCGGAGAACCCUGAUGUCGAAAACAAAAUCAGAGAAGAAAUGGAGGAAAAACUGACGGCAAAAGAAGGCUCAAAGUGGGAGAUUUCAAGCAUAGAAGAGGUGCGGAAACUGGUUUACAUGCAAGCAACUUUAUACGAAACAUUAAGGCUGUAUCCACCGGCUCCAUUUCAGGAGAGGAUAGCUUUAGAACAUGAUAUUCUUCCAAGUGGGCACCGGAUCAAACCGCAGACGAAAGUGCAGAUGUCUUCGUAUGCGAUGGCGAGGAUGACGUGGGUUUGGGGAGAGGAUUGUCAAGAGUUCAAGCCAGAGAGAUGGAUAAGUGAGAAAGGAGAGAUUAAACAUGAGCCAUCAAACAAGUUCUUUGCUUUCAGCGCAGGACCCAGGAUUUGUCUAGGGAAGAACAUGGCUUUUACCCUAAUGAAAGCUGUUGCCGCAACUAUUUUGUAUAAUUACUCAGUCCAAGUUGAUAAAACUUGCCCUGUGAUUCCUGCAGCCAGUGUGAUUCUUCACACAAAACAUGGCUUGAUGACCAGGAUCAAAAGUAAGUCCGCUUAA
Molecule: messenger RNA, 1491 nt
Organism: Pistacia vera
Lineage: Eukaryota; Viridiplantae; Streptophyta; Magnoliopsida; Sapindales; Anacardiaceae
Product: alkane hydroxylase MAH1-like
Exons: 1
Coding region: 1-1491 (496 amino acids)
Molecular function (GO): monooxygenase activity; oxidoreductase activity, acting on paired donors, with incorporation or reduction of molecular oxygen; heme binding
Source: RefSeq, a predicted model, not a curated record